Molecule: messenger RNA, 566 nt
Organism: Astyanax mexicanus (Mexican tetra)
Lineage: Eukaryota; Metazoa; Chordata; Actinopteri; Characiformes; Acestrorhamphidae
Product: cystatin-like protein
Exons: 4
Coding region: 20-505 (161 amino acids)
Source: RefSeq, a predicted model, not a curated record
GUAGAAGAGGAGCUGCAGGAUGAGUGUUGUGCUGAAGCUGCUGCUGUUGGGUUCUGUGGUGGUUCUGCAGGGUUCUACUCAACAAUGGAACAACUACGCAGAUUUGCCUGAAGAAUACAGAACACACAUUGACAAGGCUCUGGAUGAAGCCAAUAAAAAAUUGGGAGGUCCUUUUCAUAUUGGGUAUGAAUCUCUUCGGACCUCACCGACCAUUACACCCACAGACUGGCAAGUACAUGUUCGUCUGAUGGUCACUGAAUGCAAAAAGGACCGUACUAAACGUCAUAGAGACGAAUGUGCUCAACGGAAGCCUAACACGCCCUGGAUCGACUGCUUGGUGUGUAAGAAGAAAGGUGAGGAAGAAUUGAUUGACUGUGCAAAACUGGCGGAUGUCAAGAAUAGAAAACAGCGAGAGCGGUGUCUGUACCGCCGCGGGGCAGGAUCUCUGUUAGCCCAGAAAAGUGGGAAUGAUGAAACGACGUUUGGAUGUAUUGGGUGUGUCUGACUUAAAAAAAAACACAAAUUCUGACAGAGGAUUUUAAUUCCAAUAAACAACAAACUUAUAA